GGAGGCGUCAGCGUGGCGGAGCGCACGGCAUGGCGGCAUCGGCAGCGGCGGCGCGUCAGAGAUAGAGGGACGCCGGCCCGGUCAGGCCUCGGCGCGGCCUACACGCUUCGUUCGUCCUCUCCCGCCCGCGCCCGGCCAUGGCGGAGCCCUCGCCCGCCCGACGCCCGGUGCCUCUCAUCGAGUCGGAGCUGUACUUCCUCAUCGCCCGGUACCUCUCGGCCGGCCCGUGUCGGAGAGCCGCCCAGGUGCUGGUGCAGGAGCUGGAGCAGUACCAGCUGCUGCCGAAGAGGCUGGACUGGGAGGGCAACGAGCACAACAGGAGCUACGAGGAAUUGGUCUUGUCCAAUAAGCAUGUGGCUCCUGAUCAUCUGUUGCAAAUCUGUCAGCGCAUCGGUCCUAUUUUGGAUAAAGAAAUUCCACCCAGUAUUUCAAGAGUCACUUCUUUACUUGGUGCAGGAAGGCAGUCUUUGCUACGUACAGCAAAAGACUGCAGGCACACAAUUUGGAAGGGCUCUGCCUUUGCUGCUCUUCACAGAGGAAGACCUCCUGAAAUGCCAGUGAAUUAUGGUUCCCCACCAAAUCUUGUGGAGAUACAUCGAGGAAAACAACUCAGAGGGUGUUCCACUUUUAGCACAACAUUUCCAGGAAUUAUGUAUCAGCAUAUAAAAAUGCACAGAAGGAUUCUCGGACAUCUAUCUGCUGUUUAUUGUGUAGCAUUUGAUAGGACAGGACAUAGAAUCUUUACAGGUUCAGAUGAUUGUUUGGUGAAGAUUUGGUCAACACAUAAUGGCCGCCUAUUAUCCACAUUAAGAGGCCAUUCUGCAGAAAUCUCAGAUAUGGCAGUGAACUAUGAGAAUACAAUGAUCGCUGCAGGGAGCUGUGAUAAAAUAAUCAGAGUGUGGUGCUUAAGAACUUGUGCCCCUGUAGCUGUACUCCAAGGACACACAGGCUCAAUUACAUCUUUACAGUUUAGCCCAAUGGCCAAAGGCUCUCAAAGAUACAUGGUUUCUACUGGUGCUGACGGGACAGUUUGUUUCUGGCAAUGGGAUUUAGAAUCCCUGAAAUUUAGUCCACGGCCCCUGAAGUUUACUGAGAAGCCUAGACCAGGCGUUCAAAUGCUUUGUUCUUCGUUUAGUGUUGGUGGUAUGUUUUUAGCCACAGGUAGUACUGAUCAUGUAAUCAGAAUGUAUUUUUUGGGUUUUGAAGCACCUGAAAAAAUAGCAGAACUUGAAAGCCACACUGAUAAAGUUGAUAGUAUCCAAUUUUGUAACAAUGGUGAUCGGUUCUUAAGUGGUAGCAGAGAUGGAACAGCAAGGAUUUGGAGAUUUGAGCAGUUGGAAUGGAGAAGCAUUUUAUUGGAUAUGGCUACCAGAAUCUCAGGGGACUUAUCGUUGGAAGAAGAAAGGUUUAUGAAACCUAAAGUCACAAUGAUAGCUUGGAAUCAGAAUGAUAGCAUUGUUGUCACAGCUGUGAAUGAUCACAUCCUCAAAGUGUGGAACUCUUACACUGGACAACUGCUUCAUAACUUACUGGGACAUGCUGAUGAAGUGUUUGUUUUGGAGACACAUCCCUUUGAUGCCAGAAUUAUGUUAUCUGCAGGACAUGAUGGCAGCAUAUUUAUAUGGGAUAUUACAAAAGGCACCAAGGUGAAACAUUAUUUUAAUAUGAUUGAAGGACAAGGGCAUGGAGCUGUAUUUGACUGUAAGUUUUCACAGGAUGGACAGCAUUUUGCCUGUACAGAUUCUCAUGGGCACCUGCUGAUAUUUGGUUUUGGAUGCAGCAAACCGUAUGAAAAGAUUCCUGAUCAGAUGUUCUUCCACACUGACUAUCGACCACUGAUUAGAGACUCUAAUAAUUAUGUCUUAGAUGAGCAAACGCAGCAGGCUCCUCACCUUAUGCCUCCACCAUUCUUGGUAGAUGUAGAUGGAAAUCCUCACCCAACUAAGUAUCAGAGAUUAGUGCCAGGCCGAGAAAAUUCUGCAGAUGAGCACUUGGUUCCACAGCUAGGCUAUGUCGCAACAAGUGAUGGAGAUGUAAUUGAACAAAUUAUAAGCCUGCAAACCAAUGAUAAUGGUGAAGGAAGCCCAGAGUCCAGCGUUCUUGAUGGGAUGAUACGACAAUUGCAGCAGCAGCAAGAUCAAAGAAUGGGCGCCAGUGGGGACGGGUUUCCAGGCGGCCUUGCCAAUGGGGAGGAAGCACCAUGGAGAGGUUUUAGAAGACUAAGCUUAGACAUCCAGUCCCCUCCAAAUAUUGGUCUGCGUCGUAGUGGACAAGUUGAAGGUGUUCGUCAGAUGCAUCAGAAUGCUCCACGUAGUCAGAUUGCUACAGAACGAGACCUCCAGGCUUGGAAACGAAGAGUGGUUGUACCAGAGGUACCACUAGGCAUAUUUAGGAAGUUGGAAGACUUCAGAAUAGAGAAAGGUGAAGAGGAAAGAAAUCUUUAUAUAAUUGGAAGAAAAAGGAAGACUCUCCAGCUUUCACAAAAGUUUGAUUCGGUGGUUUUGAUGUCACAGUCUAGGCAGAGGGCAUGUAGACGUAAAUAUCCAAAUUAUGGUAGAAGAAAACUUGGACGGCUUGAGUUAUCUUCUGGAAAUGAAUCUUCAAGUUCUGUAAGACAUGAGACUUCCUGUGAUCAGAGUGAAGGUUCCUGUUCUUCUUCUGAAGAAGAAUGGAAAAGUGAUAGAAGAAGUGAAAGUGACAGUGAAAGCUCAAGUGACUCCUCAUCUAGAUAUUCUGAUUGGACAGCUGAUGCAGGCAUCAAUUUGCAGCCUCCUUUACGAACAUCAUCUCGUCGACGAAUUACCCGAUUUUGUAGUAGUUCAGAGGAUGAAAUGUCUCCUGAGAAUUUAUCUCCUCCAAAAAGGAGGAGAAAGAGAAAAAAAGAAAAUAAGCCUAAAAAAGAGAAUUUGCGAAGGAUGACUCCAGCAGAGCUUGCAAAUAUGGAACACUUAUAUGAAUUUCAUCCUCCAGUUUGGAUAACUGACACCACACUUCGAAAAUCUCCUUUUGUUCCUCAAAUGGGUGAUGAGGUAAUAUAUUUUCGACAGGGACAUGAAGCUUAUAUUGAGGCUGUCAGAAGAAAUAACAUUUAUGAACUGAACCCUAACAAGGAGCCAUGGAGAAAAAUGGAUCUGAGGGAUCAAGAAUUGGUCAAAAUAGUUGGAAUACGUUAUGAGGUUGGGCCUCCUACACUCUGUUGCCUCAAACUAGCAUUUAUAGAUCCUGCAACUGGAAAGCUUAUGGACAAAUCUUUCUCUAUUAGAUACCAUGAUAUGCCAGAUGUUAUCGACUUCCUUGUAUUGCGUCAGUUUUAUGAUGAAGCAAGACAGAGGGAUUGGCAGUCCUGUGACAGGUUCCGCUCUAUCAUUGAUGAUGCUUGGUGGUUUGGAACAGUGCUGAGUCAAGAGCCUUAUCAGCCGCAGUACCCUGAUAGUCAUUUCCAGUGUUACAUUGUUAGGUGGGACAAUACUGAAAUCGAAAAACUUAGCCCCUGGGACAUGGAACCAAUUCCUGAUAAUGUUGAUCCCCCUGAAGAAUUAGGAGCUAGCAUUUCUGUCACUUUAGAUGAGCUAGAGAAAUUGCUGUACAAGCCACAAGAUGGUGAAUGGGGUCAAAAAUCAAGAGAUGAAGAAUGCGAACGAAUUAUUAGUGGUAUAGAUCAACUUUUGAAUCUCGAUAUAGCAGCAGCUUUUGCGGGUCCAGUUGAUCUGUGUACAUACCCGAAGUACUGCACCGUAGUAGCUUAUCCAACUGACCUUUACACAAUUCGAAUGAGACUUGUUAAUAGAUUUUACAGGAGGCUAUCUGCAUUAGUUUGGGAAGUCAGAUAUAUAGAACAUAAUGCAAGAACAUUUAAUGAACCUGAGAGUGUAAUUGCAAGAUCAGCAAAGAAGAUAACUGGCCAACUUCUAAAGUUUAUCAGGAAUCAAGACUGUACAAGUAUCUCAGAACUUUCUAACACUUCUGAAAAUGAUGGGCAAAAUGCUGAGGAUUUGGAUGACAGUGAUCUUCCAAAAACAUCUUCGGGAAGAAGGAAAGUCCAUAAUUGGAAAAAAAGGAGCACCAAAGCAACCAACUAUGUUGAAAGCAACUGGAAGAAACAGUGUAAGGAACUAGUGAACUUAAUUUUUCAGUGUGAAGAUUCAGAGCCAUUUAGACAACCAGUUGAUUUGGUUGAAUAUCCAGACUACCGAGAUAUUAUAGACACUCCAAUGGAUUUUGGAACAGUAAGGGAAACUUUAGAAGCAGGAAAUUAUGACAGCCCUUUGGAAUUUUGCAAAGACAUCCGGUUGAUAUUUAGCAAUGCAAAAGCAUAUACACCAAACAAAAGAUCAAAGAUUUACAGUAUGACCUUGAGACUGUCUGCCUUAUUUGAAGAAAAAAUGAAGAAAAUCUCCUCUGAUUUUAAAAUUGGUCAAAAAUUCAAUGAGAAACUUCGAAGAAGCCAGAGGUUCAAGAGACGACAAAACUGUAACCGUGUCAGUCAAGCUAACAACAGUAUCAGAAAUAUCAAGCAGAAGCGGUUGAAGUUUCAGACAAAAGUGAUUCCUGAGUUGGUAGGUUCUCCUACCCAGUCUGCCACCAGUAGGGCAGCUUAUUCUGCACGUCACAGGACAAGCGCCAACGUCUCUUCAGGUGUUAGUUCUGGUGACUCUUCAGAUUCAGCAGGAUCUGCAGAAAGAACGAGAAGAAAUAGACCCGUCACUUUGAAAAGCGGUUCUGUACUAUCUGAAAGUGAAAUGGAAGAUUCCUUGGGUACCUUGUCGUCGUCUUCAGCUUCCAAUAGUUCAGAGGAGAGCAAACAGAGCUCAAGAGUUUGUGAGUCCUCCUUACGCAGUGGGCUGGCCAGGAGCAGCAAUCCCAGGGUGACCAGAACCAGGGCUGCUCAAAGAAAAACUGGUUCAGUUUCUUUGGAAAACGGAUGUGGCAGAAAAGCCACUCGAAAGAGAGUUUAUUUAAAUGACUCUGAUAAUAAUUCACUGGAGACUGGUGAGAGUCUAAAAGCCAGAGCUGGAAACAACCGUAAAGUGCUACGAAAGUGUGCCGCUGCGGCUGCGAGUAAGAUAAAGCUGAUGAGUGAUGCAGAGGAGAAUUCUAGCUCUCAGAGUGUCUGUUCCGGCCGCAAGCUGCCUCACCGCAAUGCUUCUGCUGUAGCUAGAAAAAAGUUAUUACAUAAUUCUGAAGAUGACCAGAGCUUAAAGUCAGAAAUUGAAGAAGAGGAGCGCAAAGAUCAAAAUCAGCCAUCGCCAUUGUCCAAUUCUCAUGCUGCCCAGAGUACUGUCAAUGAAUCUGAAAAUGGAGAUUCAGAGUCAGAAAGUGAUUUGCGGGUAGCACGGAAAAAUUGGCAUGCUAAUGGUUACAAAUCCCAUACUCCAGCGAUUUCUAAAACAAAAUUUCUUAAAAUAGAGUCUUCUGAGGACGACUCUAAAAGUCAUGAUUCAGAUAAUGGCUGUAACAGAACUGCUGGCCCAUCAACGCCUGGGCAGAAACUUAAGGUGAAAGGCAUCUCGGAGGAAGAGGAGGAAACAGAUUCUGAACCAAGAAAGCACAGCACCGGGUGCAAGAAUGCUACUUUCCUUAAAAAAGCGAAAGUCUUCAGUGAUUCAGAGGACUCUGAAUCUGAAGAACAAAAUAGAGAAGAUGAUGGAUGUCACAAAAGGGAAAUGAACCUGAUUUCAGGGAAUUUGAAGUGUGAACCUGUUGCUGGGUCCCUGUGGUUUUCAGACCAGGGAUCUGAUUUGGAGUCACAUGAUGACAAAACAAAAGAAAAAUCAAACAGUUGUAUGAAAGAUUCUACAAAACAAGACCAUGGACAAAGCAGAAAAGUUGCCAAGAAAAGGGUCUGUUCCAGUGACUCAGACAGCAAUUCAAAGGUGGUUACGAAAUCCUCAAAAGCCAAAACAGGUCUCAGGAUUCCUCGAAGAUGUGCAGCCACUGCUGCCAAUAGGAUUAACCUCCUGAAUGACGUGGAAGAUGUCAGUUUAGAGUGUGUGCGCACUCGAAGCAAAAGCAGAAGGAAGAAGCCCCUCCGUUUUCCUUGUACCACAGCUAAGAAAGUAGCGAGUGAUUCUGAGGGAGAUGGAAACUGGGGCGUGCCGAGUGAGCAGCGUGUCUGUGAAGGGAAGCUGCCUGAAGUGGACUCGGAAGGUGGCACAAAAAGUGUUAACCCGUCUUUAAACAGAAAUUCCGACUCAGAAGGUACUUUGCCCUCAGAGUGCAAGAAGAGGCACACCGACAGCCGUGAAGCAGGCGUUCCACCUUCUGAGACAAAGAACCCCUCAACUGGGUCUUCAGAGGGAGAUUCAAAAAGCCAUAUUCCCGGGGUUGAGGUUGGUAGAAAAUCUUCUGAGUCAACUUUAGUGCAAAAAGCUACAGUGGAGAAUAACUUUGAAGAGGAACUGAACUAUGGGCUGCGCAGGUGGAAUGGCAGAAGACUCAGGACCUAUGGGAAGGCUCCUUUCAGUAAGACAAAAGUGAUUAGUGAGUCACAGGAGGCAACUGAGACGGAAGUAAAAAGGAGGAGACUGCAUCCUGAGUCGGAAAAUGUGAAAAUCUCUGAAACCACAGGGAGUUCAAAGUGUGGACCUGAUGCUAGUCCCAAGUCUGAUUCAGAGUUGGGAUCUGUAAGUGAAUCAGAUGUGGACUGUACUGGUGAUACAAAAACCAAAAAGAGGAAAACAAGAGGAAAAGCAAAAGUAGUUAGAAAAGGUAAAGCUUUUACAGCUAACGUAUCUAAAACUGUAAGGCGGCAAAGACAGAGCAAGCGCCCUAGGUUAAAUGUGGAUGACAAUGACUGGGAGGAUUUGGACUAUGCAAAAUCUAGAAGAGUUCUUCGACGUUCAAAAAUAAAAACGAGAAAUCAGGGUAGAAGGACCGUGAGAUACCAUGAUGGGGAUGAUGAUAGAAGCUUAGAAAAUGUGUUAGAAUUUGAUGGUUGCACCUUAUGACCUUGAGGGAAAACCAGUUCAUUUAAAGAGGAAGUGGACUGGAAUUUAUAGUGAAAGCUGGCUAUUGAAAUUAUUUUUUGUCCUACAAUUCAGGGAAUAUAUUUAUAUUUUUCUAUGAGAAGUUAUGAAUGUGACUAAAUCAUGACUGUUAUUUUUAUUUGCACUUGCUUGCCUUUGUAGCAGCAUCAGCACAGGUGCCAAAAUAUGCUUCGUUUUGGGGGCAGAUCUACUUUGACAGUAUUUAUCUACAUAUAGCAAGAGUUUGAAAUAGUUAAAACACUAGACAUCCUGGUUAUCAAAACCGGUGAGCAUUACUUUCAUGGUAGCAAGUGUCAGGCAGUUAUUUUUUGAGUUUGUCCAGAGGUGGUGGAUUCUAACCCCAGUCCUAUUGUAGUAUAACAAUUUCAUAUGACCUGUGUUUACAGAUUCUUCAUAAAUAUUAUGUGCAUACUGACAUUACAAUCAUGGGAGGUGUGACCAUGAUUAGUAGGCAAGGUACCUACCACUUUUUUUCUUUCCCUGACUACUUGAGUAGAAUGCAUUAUACCAGAUUUGGUCAUUUUCAUUGAAAUGGUUUCCAGUUUUCUUUCCAAAUGCUGUUGGGUCUUUUUAAAAAAAUUUUUUUUUUUUUUAAGGAAAAUAUCACUUUUACUUUUGUAAACUUGAAUUUAUAAAGUGCUGGUAAAUUAUUUUUUUUAAUGUUUUGAUUGUAUAUUUUAAAAUUCUAAGGCCAAACUGUAGUCCUAGCAUUUUCUUUUAAAUUGUGCACUAACAAAAUGCUAUAUAAUUUGUAUUUCCAACAUCUCCUGGUUUCUGCGUAAGGGAUUUAACCAAAAUCAUGGUCUUCCAUAGUCUUACUCUGUGAAAUAGAGGAGUUUGUGUGCCUUAGAUAUAGGAAAAGUGUGUUCUUUAAUAGAGUGUACAGGGCUAAAAGAGUAUUUAAAUUCUAUAUAGUUCCCCCAUUUGUACUGAGAUUGUAGAGUUGAGUUUUACUUAAGAGUGCAAUCACAAAUCUCAUCUAUGUAGGAACAGUUAAAUGUCAUUCUCCAGCUCUAUUUUAGCUUACUGCCACCAUGUGUAAUCCCAAGCAUCAUUUGCUGGGGCAACUGAGUAUAUGUUAGUGACCUCUAGAAACUAAUAUGUUGUGGGAAAAUAAUUUUGGAGUCCAUUUAAAGUGAAAUUUUCAUUACCUAAUCAAAUACUACAGUACACUCAUUUUUGAGCCAAAUAUUUUUGCUUGAUAGGUUGUGCUGCUCUAAACAGUGUAGGUGGCCAUUCCUAACUUGUUUGUGCCUGAAGAUGGACUUGAUUCAAAUGGUUUACAUAUUUUGUAACUAAGGGAUAUGUUACAGUACUCCCACCUUGGUUAUUUAUUGGCCCUAAUUGUGUUUGGUUUCAGACAAAAUUAACCCCUUUCUCCUGUGUAUCCUUAAGGUGGUAGAUAGGAAAAAGCAUCAGACUGGUAUCAGUGUUAGAGGAUGUUCUUAAGUGUUGUUACUUUUUAGUUAUCUGUUCAUUUGACAUGGUAGAAGGUACUUUCUCUUUCUACUCUGAUACAAGGGAAGGAUGUUUUUGGACAUGACCACCUGAGAUAGGUGGGAUACCUACCCCUCCUUUGGUUGUUUAGAGAGCUAUUACCACUUCAGAACUAUGAUGCUUUUCUUCUCAGAGCUUGUGUUUUGAUUCAGGAUAACUGUUAAUUGACCUGAAAAAAUUAACACAUGCUUUUUACUUCCCUAAUUUUAAGAAGUGGUGAUAGAUGUCAUAUCCAUUGAUUUAUUUAAACUCUUCCUAAGUUUCUCUGUUUUAUAUCUUUUCUCAGGGUUAUAACUCCAUGUUUACCAUCAUCUGCAAAAAGGUACCAAAAAAAUCCAUAAAUAAAUACAGAAUACAUUGAUUCAUGCAUAAAUUCUUUUGGCAAAGUGAUGCUUUGGCUUUCUAGGCUUCAUCAGUAGAACCAUUCCAUCUUUUGGACUGAAUGGGUCGUUGAUUGGUGGGUCAACCAAUUACUAAUUUUUCAUUUUGUCUAAGAUGGUUAGACUCUUGUGUAGAAGCAGUAUUUUGGUUUCUGAAAAAAACAAGAAUUGGCCUGAUGACUUUGAAAACAUGGUUGACGAUGGUAGCUUUUCUCAUUCUGAUGUAAAACUAAGGGAUUUUAGUAAGCAUCAGUUUUAUGGGGUUUUUUUGGUCAUGGUGCUAUUCCUAAGGUUACCUUUGAAUAUGUGACACACACUCCUAAGUACCUUUAAGGAAAACUAAUAAAUAAUUAGUUCAGAAUGUUUACAUUGAGCACUAGAACAUGUUUGACUUUUUUCCUACUCUGUUUAUGCGAAAUGCACAGGGAUAUUUAAUGCACAGAUGUACUUUAUUAUGUUUGGGAUCAGUUUUUAUUUUUCUUGUGGAAGAAAAAAAAAAAGGUUACAGAUUGAAUGUGAACUGACCCAGAAGUAAGUGCUACAGCUUUCCAUUGCACUUGAAGUAGCUUAAUGGUGUUAUGUGAAAGAUGACGACUACUGUGGUGUGUAUGUCCAAAGUCCUAUGAUACUCAUUUGCGGUUUUAAAAAAAAGGCUUGAGACAUUUAGAUCUUAUUUUUUAUUCCUUUGAAAAACUAAUUUUAGCAAGCAUAUUAAGAAAAAAAAGUCUUCGAACAUUUAAAAAACAGGUGAGGUUUAAAAAGCACUUUCCCCCAUAUCCUACUUUAACAGAAAAGGGUAUACUGACAGCGUGUAGUAACUUCUGAAUAAAAGGAAGGGUUUACCCUAUUUCCAGAUAAUUCCUAGGGUGGUCUUUCUCCCUUUUUUAUUUUAGGGAAAAAUAUCUGAUUAAAGUAUUUCUUAGUUUAAUAAUCCUUGGAAAGAAUGUUAAACAAUUUCAGUUACUAAGUUACAGAAACACAAGUUUAAUUAAUAAAGAGUUUACCUAAAUAGGAAAUUAAUUUUCUAACAAGAAAACAAGGGAAAAUAACUUAGUUUUGGGAAAAGGAACUUCAGAACCUAGAAGGGCAAAUGGAUAAAGGAACCAAACCAAUAAGAGCACCAUUAGAAGGUAAUAAUGCUGUCCAAAAGUUAAGAGUAGGACGUUGUUAAUCCUUCACACUCCAUUGAUUGAUGACAUCUUAACUAAAAACUCUUAUUUAGAACAAUGUUGGGUCCAUACUACAUUCCCUGUUUGCAUUCUAGCCUUUUUUUCUUUAUGAUAAUCAGAACAUAGUUUAUUUAACUUCAUGGGUAUUAAAAACUAAAGAAGUCUAAUUACAAUGUAAUGUUCUGUCAUUACAAAUUGAUAUUGCCACCUAGAAAAAAUGAGAGGAUACAGGACAUUGUUAAAGGGUACAUACAGUAUUUUUGGUUUUCCUUUUUACUCAAUUUUACUGAUUUUUCAAGUAACUUCUAAAUGGCUAGAGAAGGUCUUUUUGCCUUAUCCUUUUAUAGCUGGAAUGUCAGUUUCAUUGUUUUCAUUAAUAACAAGUCAGUAUAUUUAAUUUAUCAGCUAUGUAGUAGUUGUGACCAAAUAUUUGAGGUUUUGUUUCAUAGAAAUUAUAGUUCAGUUAUUCUAGUAUAAUGGAGUGCAACAGAGCACCUUUGCUAUAGAAGAACUUUACAUCUUUUCAUUUUCAUUAUACCUCUCAACCUCUGCUGUUAGUAUCAGGGAAUAAUAAAGCAGAAACCCUAAGAAAUUUGCAACUGGGCAGUUUAAAGAUGGUCUCUUAUUCGAAGUAUCUGGGAACUUAAAGGCCAAACCAAAUAAAGUUUGUCAAAGCAGGGGAGAAAAUGGAGCAUUGUGGAAAAAUCUAGUCCCAACUAGAUGAAUAAAUGCUAAUCCUACUUGUUUGUCAAGUUGUGAAUUAAUGGAAAGGACUGAAGUAUUUCAUGUACAAUGGUGAGGGGCUGUGUUGUCUUUUCCCACAAUUUAUAAAAAGCAUUUAUAGCUAUUUUCUGAAAUUACAGAUGUUGCCUAAGGAUACAUGGGAACUCUUAAAGUUAAGAGAAGUUUUUACCAGUCACUCAUAAUCUGCCAAGCUGGUUCCUAAUGUUAAUUUGGUAGAAAAAUACCAAGACUUUUAAUUGAAAUGUCUCUUCAAGGAUUGUUUAUGGAUUUGAUGAAGGUAUGUUGGUAGGGGCAGUGACAUUUGGGUCCUACAGGUCUGCAGGCUCUCUCUUUGGCAGUAUGUAAGUAAGUAUAGACUACACUUGUCAAGACUUAUAGUUUCAUUGAAUUUAAUUAUCAGUGCUUACAAACAUACUUUAAGGUAAGUUUUAUUCUUUAUUAAAAUCUUCAAUGGGAGCUUGGACUGCUAAAGAGGAAGAGGCUUUUAAGUGAUGUAAUUGAAAUGAGAUAACCAGUUACAGGCUAUUGACAGCAGCAUCCUACCAUGGUUCCAUAAGGACAAUUACUUAGCUUUCCCUUUGUUGGUCAGUGGUUAAAUGUGUUAAAGGAACCUUUAAUUUUUAAUAUGUUGAAGUUACUUUUCUAAGUGUUGAUCCAUACUUAGUCCUUGGGCACCUGUGAACUGAAGCAUUUUAUUGGCACUUGCCAAAAAGGCGCAUCUGUAAUCUCCCAUUCCCGCAUAAGAUCUUUAACUUUCUAAAUUAACUCAUUACUACAUGUGAGUCUUAGCACCUUAGCACUUAGGAACCAGUUUUUCAGUCAAUUACUAACUAGUAGAGUAUAAUACAUUUUAUUUUGUUUCCUUAAUGACAAACAAAAAAGCUUGUGGGAUUUUUUUGGGUUUGUUUUGUUUUUAAACUACUUCAAGUCCGCUAGCUAGUUAAUCUGUAAGGUCUGUGGGCAGUCACUUGCCCUUGCAACUCAGCCUCUUGUCUUAAGCAGCUCCCUAAGCUCUGUCCAUUUGUGGUGCAUUCACAUUCAGGCGGAAUACAGGUCUACAAGUUGUCUGAGCCAUGGGGCACUGAAGGGAGUCAGGAGAUAGGCUGCAAAGGGCUUGUCAUUGGAUUGUCUGUGGUCCUGCUGCUUUUCAUUAGCAAAGUAAUAAAGUUGAUUGAAAACCCAGUAUUCUGAUACUUUAUCCUGCCAAUGUUAGUUUGAAAUGCUCUGACAAAUCUUUUAAGUUCAUUAGGCAUCUUAAGUCUAAGAUCCUUGGAUUCAUAAUUCAUAGAGGUUUUAUCAGAAUUGUUAGGGAAAAAUGGCAAUACACAUCUCAAAAUGUUGUGAGAAUCCUAAGAGUGACUUACCAAUGAGCUUUUCUGGGGAUGAGAGAAAACCCUAGUGAUGGUUAGAUUAGCUGUAGAUGCAAAACAAAAACAGUUCAGAGUUCUGUGGUGCUCACCAUUGAAUGUACAGAGUGAGGGCUUAACUGAUGAACUGAAGUUCAUCACCAUAAAAGUGACCAACUAGUGAACAACUAGGUUAUGGAAUUAUUUCUGACAAUCUCUUGACCUGAUGUUGCCAUACUGUGGAAGUUGACUUCUCAGUGUUAACCAACUCCCCUUAGAAAAGAAUAAAAAGUGUUCAGCCUAGUGAGUUACAGAAAACACUUGAUUCUACAAGUCAUUCUUUUUAAGAGGGAUGAGUAUCAGUGAUAAGUGCUAUUUGCUUCUGAGUUUUGGUUACUUCACUGCUUCUAGUCAAAGGUAGGCACAAAGGACAUCUCAAACCAACUCUGAUAAAAGGCUGAAGUGAGAGAGCUAAUGAUUUGAAACUAAACAGUUUCCCCUCUGUGGAUUUGAUGUAUCCACCAGCUCCAGCAACCAAUAUCAGUACUUAAAAAGUAUGUGAAAUAGGCUAGUAUAUUGGUAUUAUUUUGAUUCAGACAUUUUUUUUCCCAUUCUCAAAUUUGUUUUUAAUACUCCAUUAACAUGCUGAUCAGAUUAAAAAUUUUUUAUGCUUCUAAUGGCAAUGAUGUAAAGUUUAUUUUGGAUUUAGGAAAAUAUACUGGAUCAUGAAGUAUCAUAACGAUAUGAAUAAUCCUUAAAAUAUAGAAGCUAAAGAUUAUUGCUUUGAAUCAAGACUGUAACCUUUAUUCAAGUUUCUGUUCACCACAGACCAUCAUAGAAUAUGUAGUGAUCCGUGAGUUAGAAUUUGAGGCGGUCAUGUAGGUACACUGUGCUGAAGUACUGCUACAGAUGAAGUGUGCACUGUACUGAUGACUUUGUUGCCGUACCCAGUUAGGGAAUCACUGGAGAGCAGCAGUGCCUCAGGCACUCAGGGACUGUUCCAGCGCCAUGACCAUUGGAGACCGUCUGGGACAGUAGGACUUGAGCGGCAGUGCACUGACUCAGUAGUAGUGAGUGGUGUCAUCACAGAUGUACUGUUAGGGCAGUAGCCUCCCAAGUUUUAAACGUGUACCCUAACAUGCAAAUUGGAUUUCUCUCUAACCCCAAAUUAUCCUGUAUAUACUUCUAAAAACUGUUUAGCUUUUUCAAGAAUAAAGCACUUGAUAAUUUACCAAGUUCUCAGUAAUAAAAUGAACACUGACUUACA
Messenger RNA from Manis pentadactyla (Chinese pangolin), 13389 nucleotides. RefSeq names its product bromodomain and WD repeat domain containing 1 (gene BRWD1). Bases 138 to 6947 code for a protein of 2269 amino acids. The transcript is spliced from 41 exons. Gene Ontology annotation, biological process: cytoskeleton organization; regulation of transcription by RNA polymerase II; regulation of cell shape. Gene Ontology annotation, molecular function: protein binding. The record is from RefSeq and is a predicted model, not a curated record. Lineage: Eukaryota; Metazoa; Chordata; Mammalia; Pholidota; Manidae. Gene Ontology annotation, cellular component: nucleus.